CAGUUAAUUGCGUCUGAAACUGCGUUGUGAAGGGUGUGGUUCGAGCUUUUGAAGGCCUACAUCAAACACAAUGGCUCUUUCAAAAAUCCCCGAAGAAGAUUUCCUGACAUGCAUCAUUUGUGAGGAAAGGUAUGAAGAACCUAAAAUACUUCUUUGCGUCCACAGUUUCUGUAAGAGGUGCCUUGAGGGGCACGUGAAGGUCAAACUCGACCGUAACCGCCGUUUCCCAUGCCCCAUCUGUAGGAGGCAAUGCGAGCUCCCAGAAAAGGGGAAGGAAGAUUUGGACAAAAGCCGUCUUCUUGAUAACCUCGCUGAGGUAGUGACCAAGACGCAGGACAAAUGCGAGACAUGCGCCCUUAAAGAGCCCCCAGUAGAUGCAGGUGCCACAAAAAGAUGUUUGAAGUGUGAUGACAACAUGUGUGACGUCUGCAGUGCAGAACACCGACGUCACGGUGCAAGUCGUGACCACCAGCUAAUCCCAUUGAAAGAACUCAAUGAUGAGGCAUACGCCAGUGAAUUUCGCUCUCGCCAACAAAUUCUGUGUAACCAUGACAACAAGACCCCGGCAGAAGUAUUCUGUUGUGCCUGCGAAAAGUUCAUAUGUGGAACAUGUGUUUCUCUUAAACACAAAGAUCACGAUUGCGAGUACAUACCAUCAGCUGCUAAAGGUGGAAGAGAUCGCUUGGUCAACGAACAAAAAGAGAUUGAAAGGAAAGAGACAAAAGUAGCAAGUCUUCUUUCAGACGUGAAGGAACGCAAGGAAGAUUUUCAUUGUCAGAGCGAGAAACUCGGGAAAGCGAUUGAAAAACGUGAGGUAGAGCUCAUUAAGUUGGUUCAAGUACAUGCAGACCGCAUGCGGAAAGAAGUUAACGAAGCCACCAGUCAGAUGAAAGAAGUUCUGGACCCCUUGGAAAAGGAACUAGAACUGAUCCAGGGAUAUUUUGUGGGCUUUAAGGAAUUUACCAACGCCUUGAUUAUUCACGGUUCCGACCCAGAAGUCUUGCAUACCAUGGCCAACUGCCUGAGGCGCGGCAAGGAAUUAACAGAGAUGAAGUUACCGAUCAUUCCAAACACCAAGAAGCUAACCCUAGAUGCCAAGCAUGUCAACAAUAUGUCAACUGUCCUUCGUGAGUGUAUGGGUGAAGUGCGAUAUGCCAGGGAUAAGGAACUAUUGUUGUCAUUCUGCGUAGACCUAACUAAUGAUCCUCCGGAAACACUAUCGCAUGUAGCUGUAGAUGCUGAAGGACGCGUAUACGUUGGUGUGUGGUCUGAAAAGGAUACAAUGAGGAACAAGAUCAUUGUAUACGAUGUUGGCAGUCGUUUGAUGGCGACAAUAACAAACCCGAUGUUGAAGAAAGACUUUUUCGCAGGCAUUGCAUUGGAUCAAGAUGGAAACGUUGUCACGCGGUCGGAGUCUGAUAACUUGGUGAUGAUCUAUAGUAGGGAAGGCAAACUGCUAUUUGGGUUCCACAGCCCACAGCCGCUUGCAGUGUCAGUGAACAGUAAGGGUCAGUACGUCAUUGCUGGAAAGGAAGCGAUACACAUCCACGACAAGGAUGGGCAGGUCGCUCACAGUUUACCUGAUCCACUGCAAGGUGAUAUUAUAAAAUAUGUCGCAGUCAGCGUUACCGGUGAUAUCCUUGUGUCACAUCCCGGAGCUGACAAAGUACUCGCCUACAACCCCGUAUCCGGUGUGCUGAAGUUCACGUACGGAGCCAAAGGCCGUGGUGAUGGUCAGGUGAACGAACCAAGGGGAAUGUGCUGCUUGGCAAACGGUGAUAUCAUAUUAGCCGAUUUCAGAAACGAUCGCCUCCAUCUACUGUCUCCAGAUGGUGUGUUUAAGAAGUUUCUUCUUACCAAAGAAGACGGGUUGAAGUUCCCACAGGAUGUUGCCCUCACCCCCGAUGGAAAGGUUGUCGUUGUCGAGACUGGAGGGGCUGUAAAGUGCUUUGCCCUCCUAGAUUAAGUGAUGACAAUUUAGGGCACAAUAUGUGAAAAGUAAACAUUAUGCUACAGAUUGAGAAAUAUGCAAAAAGACCGACACAAAAAUAUAGCGAAUUUUUAAAAGAAAUAUUUGAAGAUGUUAAAUUGAUGCGAAGUUCAAUUAUUAUUAUUAUUAUUUAUUUUAUUUUAUUAUUUUUUUUUUUUUGCGAUUUAAUUUGUUAUGAGAACGUGGUUAGUAUAUUAACUGUAGCGCUUAAAGUUGUUCUCUUGUAAGUCGAAACUCUAAGUGGUGUAUAUAGUCACUAUUUUUUAAAAAAUCUAUCACAAGUGAUUAAAAUCACUUGUGAUAGAUUUGCAAUUGUAAAAUAAUUUUUUAAAAACUGUAAGUGGUGUAUAUAGUCUUAUAGUAUUUUUUUA
Molecule: messenger RNA, 2361 nt
Organism: Lingula anatina
Lineage: Eukaryota; Metazoa; Brachiopoda; Lingulata; Lingulida; Lingulidae
Product: E3 ubiquitin-protein ligase TRIM56-like
Molecular function (GO): protein binding; zinc ion binding
Source: RefSeq, a predicted model, not a curated record